This is a messenger RNA of Sorghum bicolor (sorghum), 2046 nucleotides long. Its product is annotated as pentatricopeptide repeat-containing protein At5g52850, chloroplastic. Gene Ontology annotation, molecular function: protein binding; RNA binding. NCBI's taxonomy places the organism in Eukaryota, Viridiplantae, Streptophyta, Magnoliopsida, Poales, Poaceae. Bases 1 to 2046 code for a protein of 681 amino acids. The record is from RefSeq and is a predicted model, not a curated record. Gene Ontology annotation, biological process: RNA modification. The transcript has a single exon.
AUGCCAUGGCAGCCAUCGCCGCUCUUCGCCGUCUUCCGCCAACAACGCCUCGCUUCCUCCUGGGCUGCCGCCGUCGCUGGCCACGCGCGCUCCGGUCGCCACGCCGCCGCGCUUACCGUCUUCCGCCGCGUCCUCCGAGCCCACCCCGCCGUCGCUACCUCCGACCACUUCGCCUAUGCCGCCCUGCUCCGCUGCCGCGACCGCCGCCUCGCCUACCAGAUACACGCCCAGGUGUGCCGUCGUGGGCUGGCCGCCUCCAACCCGGUCCUCGCUUGCUCUCUCCUUGUCUUCUACGACGACUGUGAGGACUGGAGCAGCGCCACCAGGGUGUUCGCCGAAAUGCCGCGCCCAGACGCCGUCUCUUACACCGCCAUGAUCUCCGCCCUCCUCCGCGCAGGGGACUGCCACGGGGCGCUCGCGCUCUACCCGUGCAUGCUCCCACUUUGCGCGCCCACCCAGCACACCUUCUCCAAGCUGCUCGCCCCCUGCGCCUCCAUGCGCUUGCACCGCCACGGUACCCAGCUCCACGCGCAGCUCCUCCGCUGGGGUUGCUGGGGCCCCCACCUCGGCCUGGUCCUCAAGACCGCGCUCGUCCACAUGUACGCCACUUGCGGCGCCAUGGUCUCUGCACGCGCCGUGCUCCACGCCACUCCCGAAACCGACGUCGUGCUCUGGACGGCAAUUAUCACCGCCUACACGCGCCGUGGCCAGCUCCAGCCUGCUAUGCUGGCGUUCCGUGACAUGGAACGCUCCGCGGUGCCUCCCAAUGCCUUCACCUACGCAGCGCUCAUUGCUGCCUGCUCCGCGGACCACUCGCUGCAGAUCGGACAGCAGCUCCAUGCCCGCCUCUUCAAGUCCUGUCUGGAGCACGAUACCUCUGCUUGCAAUGCGCUCCUCGACUUGUACAGCAAGUCCUCCGCACGUCCCCUCGACUUACUGCAUGCUUUCCAUGCGGUUGACAGGCCCAAUGUGGUGACCUGGACUUCCUUCAUCGCUGGACUCAUGCGCCAUGGCAGAGAACAAGAGGCGUUUGCGGCAUUUGCUCAUAUGCGGGCUACCGGGGUGCAGCCCAACUCCUUCACCCUGUCUACUCUUCUGAAAGGCUGCACCACUGCACAUGCAUGUCUGCACGCUGCAAAGAUCCAUGCCUAUGUGCUCAAGACCAGCUCUGAGUCAUUGGACGCGGCUGUUGGGAACUCGUUGGUUCAUGUGUAUGCAAGGUCUGAAAGACUGGAUGACGCGUGGGAGGUGGCUACCACAAUGUCCUUCGUGAGGGACAGAUUCACAUACACGAGCCUGGCCAAAGGGCUGAAUCAGAUCGGGCUUCACCACAGGGCACUCGACUUGAUACUUCGCAUGUUCCACGAGGAGGUUAGUAUCGAUGGUUUCAGCCUAGCUUGCUUCCUUUCUGCUGCUGCGACAUUGGCAUCCAUAGAGUCCGGGAAGCAGCUGCACUGCUGUGCAGUGAAAUUGGGAUUGAGCGGUCAGGUAUCUCUCUCCAACAGCCUUAUAAACAUGUACAGCAGGUGCAAGUGUCUGGAGGAUGCUAAGCGUGCUUUCCAGUCAAUCAGGGAACCCAGUGUCGGGUCGUGGAAUGCUAUAAUCUCUGGGAUGGCAUUCAACGCUUCGUACACUGAAGCGUUGUCAGUUUUUGAAGACAUGAUUUUGGCUGGAGCUCAACCUGAUGGGGUCACUUUCACAGUUGUGCUUUCCACCUGCAGCCGUGGUGGCUUAGUUGACAUUGGCAUCAAACAUUUCAACUCUAUGACGAAUUUGUUUGAUGUUUCCCCACAAAAGAGCCACUACACAUGGUUCCUGGAUAUGCUAGGACGAGCAGGCCGCUUUACAGAGGUGGCACACACCAUCGAGGCCAUGCCCGUCCAGCCAGACAUAUCAAUUUACAGGACCCUGCUGGCAUAUUGCAAGCUCCACAAUGCACAGGUGGUUGGUGAAUAUAUUGCCAAGAAGGCACUAGAGUUGGAUCCAUCAGAUUCACUCUUACGGAAUAUGCUUUCAGGCAUCUCCUUGGAUACAAGAUCACGGUGA